AGUAGUUCUUAUUUGUAAAAGUUGCAAGCUGCACAGACUCUCUAGCAACCAGCUUUCUCCUUCCAGCUGAGCUGCAAAAGACAGAAAAGGGACCAGACUGCACUGGGCAGGAGGCAGCCACAGCUACUAUGCCUGGUAUUCUUCCUUCCUUCAUGGGUCCCCUCUUCCUCUUCCUCUGCCUACUGACUUCAAUGUCUGCCUUUGAAGAUGACACUGUGGUGGUGACCAGCAGUGGCCCAGUUAAAGGCAAGCAAGUCCCGGCUGGCUCUGGCUCUGUGAUGGCCUAUCUGGGCAUCCCCUAUGCUGAGCCCCCUGUGGGGAAACUGCGUUUCCAGAGGCCCCACCCACAUCAGCCAUGGAGCCAUGUCUUGGAGGCCACCACUUACGGCAACCCUUGUUCCCAGGAAGAUAGUACUAAGAUCCCUGAUGCAGCCUUAUGGGCUGCCAACACAUCACUUUCUGAGGACUGCCUCUUUCUCAACAUUUGGGUGCCUCAUCCACGGCCCUCGAAGCCUGUUCCCAUCCUGGUUUGGAUCCAUGGUGGGGGGUUUAUCAUUGGAGCAGCCUCACUAGAUAUCUACAAUGGAGCAUUCUUAGCUGCUACGGAGAAUGUCAUCGUGGCCUCCAUGAACUACCGCUUGGGGAUUCUGGGUUUUCUGUACUUUCCACCAGAUGCUCCAGGAAAUGCUGGCUUGUGGGACCAAUGGCUGGCUCUGAAGUGGGUCAAGGAGAACGCAGCGGUCUUUGGCGGUGAUCCAGCUCUGUUGACUCUCUUUGGCCACAGUGCUGGAGGGGCCUCGGUGGGUUACCAUCUGCUGUCACCAGCAAGCCAACCCCUUUUUGCCCAUGCUGUGCUCCAGAGUGGAGCUCCCAAUGCUCACUGGGCUUGGAAGGAUCCUGAAGUUGCUAAAUCUGAUGCCAUAAAUGUUGGCUUCUUGUUGGGGUGUCCUGAACAAAAUCAGAGUUCCUUGGUGAGCUGCCUACAGGGGAACAAUAUUGGGCACGAAGAGUUGUCCAGUAUGAGUGGCCUCUCUUCAGUAACAACAGAUGGGGAGUUCCUCUCAGAUGAACCCUGGACGCUUCUGCAGAGUGGAGCUAUUCAAGCUAAACCAGUUCUCACUGGUGUCACUCUUGAUGAGGGCUCUAUCUUUGUAUUGAUUUUGCUUCCUAUGCUCAGAACUAAUGAUAAGAUGCUAACCUUGGAAGAGGUUGUUGGACGGUUCAGUUCAGCAACGCUUGAUGAAGGUACUGUCAGGACUAUAGCACUGAAGUACAAUGACAGUGGCCAAGGGGCAAAAUCCUUCCCUCGGGUUUUGUCUCAUAUUUUUAGGGACACCUCUUUUGUGUGUCCAUUGGCUGAAAUUGCUUCCAAGAUGGCCGAAGCUGGGAGUCCUGUGUAUGUGUAUUCCUUCCAACGCCACACGCCUCGCUCUAAGUGGCCUGAGUGGAUGGGGACACCCCAUGGAGCUGAGGUGCCUUACUUGUUUGGAACACUGGCAACUGUGCUGGGGGGAAACCAAACAGACGUUGAUGUUGCACUGAGCCGCAGAAUGAUGGGAUACUGGGCUGAGUUUGCGAGAAGUGGGAAUCCCACUGGUUCCAAACUGAAAGAGGCACAAUGGCCACCCUACAAUUCCACCGAGCAGAAAUUCUUCCACAUCAGUGUGGAGGCACCACAGGUCAAGCAGCUAUCACCUGACCCUUACUGUGAUUUCUUGGCAACACAACUAUUCAAUGCAAUACGCACAAAGAAAUCCCAAGAAGAGUCUGUUCCACCCAUUUUGAAGAAAGAUCUGAAGAACAAAAUGAGAACUUAGGAAAGGGGAGUGCAAAAGAUCUUGCGUCAAAAGUCAAGUGCAAAUAGAAGUCAUAACUGCUAUCGUAAAAUAAUCACACGUGAAAAUAGUUUAGAUGGGUCCACACACAUUGUGGAAUGUGGGACCAUAUGCAAACACGUCGAUGAUCUAGAGAGCUUCGGCUAUUGGGCGGUAUAAAAAUGUAAUAAAUAAAUAAAAUAAAUAGUCCUCCUUGGGCCUGAGCUUUUGCUCCCAUUGGGAGUAUUGCAAGCUCACCUGUAAGUUACUGGAAGGGAGCAGCGUUACAGUUAGUCAGUUGGUGCAUGGGAAUUUGGGGUAGAGCUAACCUUAGGAUCUCUAGAGCCUACAGUGUGGUUCUUUCUUCCUGUUCCUCCCCUCCCUGCCUGCCUCCCCUGGACCUUCCUGCAUUACUGGGACCACAUGGCACUCUCGCUUGAGUAAAGGAACACAACAUGGACAGAACAAAGACCUUUUGACUCCCUACACGGCACAUGCAUUUAUUUGUAAGACUACUUCUUUGUAAGGCUGUUUUCUUUCUUCACUAAAGAAAGGUGUGGGCUCUUUUUACGAUUGUGAGCAUGUGGGACUGGUAAAUGCUCAUUGGCUGGGUUCAUACGUAAUGCUAACCCACUGUGCGUCAUGUCCGGGAGCAUCCCAUGAGGGGUUGGCUUGUCAUGUGGGGAGCUUUUCCCUAUCCAUGAUCAGGAAGUUACCUACCCCAGGUACCUAUGCUCUGUAGUGGGGGUAAGGGCCCCCACAGUGGCGUACUGUGGAGUGUGGCAGGAGCUCCGUGGGUAAAUCCGGCUAUUCUGCAGAGAAAUACUUACGACCAUCUAGAGCAGCCAGAACUUCUGGUGACAACCUAGCCAGCGUGGGCAAUCUCUAUGAUAGAGAUCACUUAGCGAUGCCUGGAGUGGCCAGUGCAACCCGUUCCCUCUGUGGUGGCUGCUGGAAUAUGUGGCUGCAGUGGCAGGAGGAUGACGAGGGAUCCAUGCAGCAGGGAUGAGUAAGAGAACCAUGCUGUCC
Elgaria multicarinata webbii is the source of this 2843-nucleotide messenger RNA. RefSeq names its product cholinesterase-like. The record is from RefSeq and is a predicted model, not a curated record. The coding region runs from base 129 to 1817 and encodes 562 amino acids. Gene Ontology annotation, biological process: acetylcholine catabolic process; choline metabolic process. Gene Ontology annotation, cellular component: plasma membrane. The transcript is spliced from 4 exons. NCBI's taxonomy places the organism in Eukaryota, Metazoa, Chordata, Lepidosauria, Squamata, Anguidae. Gene Ontology annotation, molecular function: acetylcholinesterase activity.